Molecule: messenger RNA, 630 nt
Organism: Babesia bigemina
Lineage: Eukaryota; Apicomplexa; Aconoidasida; Piroplasmida; Babesiidae
Exons: 4
Coding region: 1-630 (209 amino acids)
Biological process (GO): mitochondrial translation
Cellular component (GO): mitochondrial large ribosomal subunit
Molecular function (GO): structural constituent of ribosome
Source: RefSeq, a predicted model, not a curated record
AUGACUUCACUGGGAGUAUGGCAGCUAAAAUCCGUCCUUCUGCGUUACAGCGAAACUGGACACAGCAGCCGUGGCCUCAGAUUUUACAUGCGCCAUCUCCUGGAGACGUUCAAGUGGCGUCACCCUCACGUUGACGUCAAGACGCAACAUGAACAAUAUGAACUGCCUUCUGCCUUGUUCAGCUACCUGGAUGGCUCCAAGUAUGACAUAAGCCUUAAGGACCUUGAGGCCAGGCAUAUUGAAGAAAUAAUGACACUGCAUAGCAAUUCUGCCGGUGGAAUGGAGUACAUGAAACAUGGGCAAGCAAAAGUAUGGACGACGAACAGAUCUAUUCAGGGACUCUGGAAGCCAACUCACGAGUCUCAAGCUGUGGCCUUAGCGUGGUUCAAAUCUAAGGAUUCAUUGUGCACACGAAGGAAGAUAACUACCAGAUCACUCCCCAAGUAUUCGUCGAAGUCGCUAAAUUUAAAUUGCGAAGCUGUCAAGGGGAACGGUCGGUGGGGAGACGAAACCAUAUUCCCACGAGGAUUUGACCAGCAAUAUCUUAAAGAUAUAUUCACGAUGCCACUGAUCAAUCCGGAGGCACUGAAACGGCAAGCGGAGAAUCAGAAGGACGAAACCAAGGCAUGA